UAUUUAAAAAAUAUUUAACCAUUCAUGAGUUGAGCCUCAUUCUUGAGUUAUGGAUGACAAAGCUUCUGUUGGAAAAAUCAGUGUCUCCUCAGACUCAGUAUCUACUCUUAACAGUGAAGAUUUUGUCUUGGUUUCCAGGCAAGGAGAUGAGACACCAUCUACAAAUAAUGGAAGUGAUGACGAGAAGACUGGACUCAAGAUUGUAGGGAAUGGAAGUGAGCAGCAAUUGCAGAAAGAGCUUGCAGACGUGCUGAUGGACCCUCCCAUGGAUGACCAGCCAGGGGAAAGGUCACAGCUGGAUGGUGAAGGAGAUGGGCCUCUUUCUAAUCAACUCUCAGCUUCGUCCACCAUUAACCCUGUGCCACUAGUUGGGCUUCAGAAACCAGAAAUGAGUUUGCCAGUGAAACCUGGACAAGGAGAUUCUGAGGUGUCAAGUCCUUUCACACCAGUGGCUGAUGAGGAUAGUGUGGUUUUCAGUAAACUAACUUACUUAGGCUGUGCCUCAGUAAAUGCUCCCCGGAGUGAAGUGGAAGCCUUGAGGAUGAUGUCCAUCUUGAGAAGUCAGUGUCAGAUUUCUCUGGAUGUAACCCUCUCAGUGCCGAAUGUUUCUGAAGGAACUGUGAGGCUUUUAGAUCCCCAGACCAAUACUGAAAUAGCAAACUACCCUAUCUACAAGAUCCUCUUCUGUGUCAGAGGGCAUGAUGGGACUCCUGAGAGUGACUGUUUUGCAUUCACUGAAAGUCACUAUAAUGCGGAGCUCUUCAGGAUACAUGUCUUUCGCUGUGAAAUACAAGAGGCUGUAAGCCGGAUACUUUACAGUUUUGCCACUGCCUUCCGCCGUACUGCCAAGCAGACCCCACUCUCAGCCACUGCCACGCCGCAGACUCCUGACAGUGACAUCUUUACCUUCUCUGUGUCUUUAGAAAUAAAAGAAGAUGAUGGUAAAGGUUAUUUUAGUGCUGUUCCCAAGGACAAGGACAGGCAAUGCUUUAAACUUCGACAGGGUAUCGAUAAGAAGAUCGUCAUCUGUGUGCAGCAAACAGCCAACAAAGAGCUUGCCAUUGAAAGGUGCUUUGGUCUUCUCCUUAGCCCAGGAAAAGAUGUCCGAAAUAGUGAUAUGCAUUUGUUGGACUUGGAGUCUAUGGGCAAAAGUUCAGAUGGAAAGUCGUAUGUCAUUACUGGAAGCUGGAAUCCCAAAUCCCCACAUUUUCAAGUUGUGAAUGAAGAAACUCCUAAAGAUAAAGUGCUGUUCAUGACAACAGCUGUGGAUUUGGUGAUAACAGAAGUACAGGAGCCUGUUCGAUUUCUCCUGGAGACUAAAGUUCGAGUCUGCUCACCCAAUGAGAGGCUGUUUUGGCCCUUCAGCAAACGCAGCACUACUGAAAACUUCUUUCUGAAACUGAAGCAGAUAAAGCAGAAAGAAAGGAAGAAUAAUGCUGACACUUUAUAUGAAGUUGUGUGUUUGGAAAGUGAAUCAGAGAGAGAGAGGAGGAGAACUACAGCCAGUCCUUCUGCUCGCCUGCCACAGUCUGGAUCUCAGAGCUCCAUGAUUCCUUCUCCUCCAGAAGAAGAUGAUGAAGAAGAUAAUGAUGAACCUCUCUUGAGUGGAUUUGGUGAUGUAUCCAAAGAAUGUGCAGAAAAAAUUCUUGAAACAUGGGGAGAGCUAUUGUCAAAAUGGCAUCUCAACUUGAGUGUGAGACCGAAGCAGUUGUCAUCUUUAGUGAGAAGUGGUGUCCCGGAAGCUCUUCGUGGAGAAGUCUGGCAGCUGCUAGCAGGCUGCCAUAACAACGAUCACUUAGUGGAAAAGUACCGAAUUCUCAUCACAAAGGAGUCUCCCCAAGACAGUGCUAUCACAAGGGACAUUAACCGCACAUUUCCAGCUCAUGACUACUUCAAGGACACGGGAGGAGAUGGACAAGAUUCCUUAUAUAAAAUAUGCAAGGCAUACUCUGUGUAUGAUGAAGAAAUUGGUUACUGCCAGGGCCAGUCCUUCCUCGCGGCUGUGCUGCUGCUUCACAUGCCUGAAGAGCAGGCAUUCAGUGUUCUGGUCAAGAUCAUGUUUGACUAUGGUCUCAGGGAGCUUUUCAAGCAAAAUUUUGAAGAUCUACAUUGCAAGUUCUUCCAGUUGGAGCGCCUCAUGCAAGAAUACAUUCCUGACCUGUACAACCACUUCCUGGAUAUCAGCCUUGAAGCACACAUGUACGCCUCCCAGUGGUUUCUUACACUUUUCACUGCAAAAUUUCCUCUCUACAUGGUCUUCCAUAUCAUCGACCUGCUCUUAUGUGAGGGAAUAAGUGUCAUUUUUAAUGUCGCCCUUGGAUUACUAAAGACUUCCAAGGAUGACUUGCUGUUGACAGACUUCGAGGGUGCCUUGAAAUUCUUCAGGGUACAGCUCCCUAAAAGGUACCGCUCAGAAGAAAACGCAAAGAGGCUCAUGGAACUAGCUUGCAACACGAAGAUUAGCCAGAAGAAGCUGAAGAAGUAUGAAAAAGAGUACCACACCAUGAGGGAGCAGCAGGCCCAACAGGAAGACCCGGCCGAACGGUUUGAGCGGGAGAAUAGGCGGCUGCAAGAAGCUAAUAUGAGAUUGGAACAGGAAAAUGAUGACUUGGCUCAUGAGCUGGUCACCAGCAAGAUUGCAUUACGGAAGGACCUGGAUAAUGCAGAGGAAAAGGCAGAUGCACUGAACAAGGAGCUGCUGAUGACCAAACAGAAGCUGAUUGAUGCAGAGGAUGAGAAGAGGCGGCUAGAAGAUGAGUCUGCACAGUUAAAGGAAAUGUGCCGCCGAGAACUUGACAAGGCAGAAUCAGAGAUUAAAAAAAACAGUUCUAUCAUUGGUGACUAUAAGCAGAUUUGUUCUCAAUUGAGUGAACGAUUGGAGAAGCAGCAGACUGCCAAUAAAGUGGAAAUUGAGAAAAUUCGGCAAAAGGUAGAUGACUGUGACCGCUGCCGAGACUUCUUUAACAAAGAAGGGCGUGUGAAGGGUGCCAGUUCAGCCAAGGGGGUUUCGGAUGAGGACAUGGAUGAAGAAAAAGAGACACUCAAGAAUCAGCUGCGGGAGAUGGAGCUGGAAUUGGCACAGACCAAACUGCAGUUGGUAGAAGCUGAGUGCAAGAUCCAGGACUUGGAACAUCACUUGGGCCUCGCCCUCAGUGAGGUGCAGGCAGCCAAGAAGACCUGGUUUAACCGUACACUGAGCUCCAUAAAGACAGCAACUGGAGUUCAAGGGAAAGAGACAUGCUGAGAACAGCUGCUGCCUCCAGACACCUCCAGAGAACAUGCCACCUUUGGUUGCCUUCUUUGGCCAGAUGUGUGAUUCUGGGACAGGACCAGAAUGUCCCUAGAUCAGAGCUGUAUAGCAUGUUGGUAGGUCAGUGGACCAGGGCCCCCGCAGCAGAUGCCAGCCCAACUGAUGCUUGGGAUGUAUGUGGGCCUGCCACCGAGUGCCCUAGGGCCUCUCUGCAGUAUAGGAACACCUCACCCAGCCAGAGGUGGGUGGGGCAUCCUCCAAUGUGUUAGUGUUUUGUUUUCUAAACCCUUUAUUUGAAAAAAAAGGAGAAAAAAAUUGUAUAUAUAUAUAUACACACACACAUACACAAACGCUUUAUCCUUUGGAUUGGGGGCAGGAUUUCAGAAAUUAGAUUAAUUCCUAUUUGUCAGUCCUGGCAGAGGCCCCCAGAGAGAUAAGAAACACUUGAGUAAAAGAGUCACUUAGUAAUGGCUCAAAUCACCUAAUUUUGUUAGCCCGUAUAGUGCACAGGUUUUGGUUUGGCAUUACUCACAUUUCUGAGCAAUUCUAUGCAACUUUCAUA
Molecule: messenger RNA, 3812 nt
Organism: Phodopus roborovskii (desert hamster)
Lineage: Eukaryota; Metazoa; Chordata; Mammalia; Rodentia; Cricetidae
Gene: Rabgap1
Product: RAB GTPase activating protein 1
Exons: 25
Coding region: 50-3244 (1064 amino acids)
Source: RefSeq, a predicted model, not a curated record